Molecule: messenger RNA, 4031 nt
Organism: Megalopta genalis
Lineage: Eukaryota; Metazoa; Arthropoda; Insecta; Hymenoptera; Halictidae
Source: RefSeq, a predicted model, not a curated record
GUCUGUUUGUUGUACAGUCUGUGUAUCGAUUGGAUGACUCAACUGAGAGACAUAGUUGACAUUGGUUCUCUCAUUGGACUCAGGUGGGGAUAUUAGAGGAGAAGAUGGACCUUGCAGAACAACAACAGAAUUAUGAAAAGGAGAUGGUGGAAGUUGUACAGGAGUAGGAGAAUACCUAGCUGCUGAACUCAUAUUGGGAUCAAGAGGACUGACACGGUGCUCGAAAUCAGAGAGCGGGGAGGUAGCUCUAGGGGAGAAGGAGACCUGUUCGUAAGUUGGAAAUAGUCGAGGAUAUUCUCUGGACUGAUCUUCCACGUACUCCACCUGAUGAAAAAAAAAGAGCAAACAUUAUGGUUGUUCUCUGAAGGAAGAGCUUACAGGUGGUAAUAGCAUGUGUUUACUUACAGUCAAAAAUAACAACUUGUUACUCAUCUUUUUGGAUUGGUCACACACCGACGAGUGGAGGGAAUGAUCUGCAGGCCAAUUUACCGAGGUGUCAGACACUUUCUCAAUGUUUGGAAUCUCAAAGGAACUAACAGGGGCCCCCUCAGGAGGGCCCCUUGGAUUCAUUUUAGUUUUCGUCUUGCACCAGGGAUAUCGUAACGUCCGUUACCUGCUGGAAACGUACUUUGAAAACGCUAUCGCAAUACGAAUGGAGGCAAUGAAAUCGGAGAUCUUUAACCACAACGAUCGCAUUCGAGCGACUUUCGGGACAGCUGAUAAGCCACGACAACGCCAUCGAUCGUUACAACAAUAUCCGCGGAACGAUUUAUUGUUUGUCUUAGGAACGGAAAAACUUACCAUCCUCAAUGCAUAAGUUUUCGAAGACGACGCACUUUUUGUCCUGUGAUGUGAUGCACCUGCUGCAGGCACACUAACUCGUCAACAAUCGACGUUAUCAAUUUCAUAAUGCUGGCUGAGCACCGCUGCAACGGCGGGAAAACUUCGAAUCGUCGAACGAGAUCAGUAGAGCGAGCUCGACUUACAAAGAAUUUUGAAUUCAUAUCCGUUUCACUUCUUAAUAUUUAUUAAUCAGUCGACAAUUAUCAAUUAUAUUUCCCGAGAGUCUAAUUAACGUGUGUUAUAUGAUAACAUAUGUUAAAUGUCUACAUAUAAUUAUUUAAACGUAAAAGAAUCGCUGCAUUCGAAAGUGCAUAGAAUCGUUUUAUGCAAGACACAUUUAGAGUUACUAUUGAGUGAAAUAUUUUCUUCUAGUUUCUAACAAAUACAUAUACACAAGCAGUAAUAAAAUGAUGAAGCGUGAGGGGUAGAUUUCCGAGGGCGAAGCAAACCGAUGGCGUCCUCCAUCAUUUGCCUCCACCCCCUGACUUAUGAAUGGGGUUGGGGAGGCACAGCUGCGUGUAUAGGGGGUAUCUUCCAUAACUUUCCUUAACAACGAAACAACAACGCGUCAACACGAGACCCGUACACGGUUUCGAUACAUACGUAUAUCGUGUUCGCGAAUUAUAACGUUAAAAAUAAACCGGCCAUGACACACGCAAGCCAGCUGACCGAUUUGAUGGAUCGGAUGAUGAAUGUGGACAUUUUCCAGCCCUCGGAGAAGCACCGAAUGACACAGGACGAGAGGAAGACGUUCCUCGAUCCGAACUUGAUCAUGGAUGCGAGACAUCGGAUCCUCCGCGAAGACUUGUCCGCUUCUCCCACGAAAUGCUCGGUCUUCGCGGAGGCGAAGAGAUUAUUGGCACAGGAGGAGGAGACGCAGUCGUUCCUGAAGAAACAGCAACGAUAUCUGGAAAGGGAGCUGAGGAGAUUCGAGGCGGAAGUGCUCAAAUCCCGGCCGAAGUUCUCCGGCCCUUACACCUGCAAGAGAAAGAGUUUCGCGCCCUCGGACGACGAGGAGUUCUGGGGGUCUUGCAGAAGGACCCGGCGCAAGCGGCUCGUUUUCGAGGAGAGCACUGAAAGGAGCUGCAGUUUGGAGAGUGUUAUGAAUUCUGCUCCAAAAACUGAUGAGUUGGAUGACUCCUCAACGAAGGUACAGAGGAAGGAGGGUCCGGAGACAACGGAGCAAGAAUUGUCGCACUUCGGGAACAUCAAGGUGAUGAUCACGGAUAAGCCCAGCUCCGAGACCGAGCUGUAUCGUUUAGAUGUCCUGAGGAAGUGCUUUGACGCUCUGCGGGAGAACGCGGAGGAGGAACGUCGACUGCGGGAGAUCAGGACGAAGAUUCAAGAGAGUGUAACCUUGAGGCUGACAAGGAAGUACUUCGACGCCUGGAGAACACACGCGAGAAACGCAAGGAUGCUUGAAAAGCUGCAAGAGGAUCCAGGAGUCUCGGACGAGCGGAAGAUCGAGCUGUUUAUAAGCGCGAUCGCGGAGCGUCAGAAGGAUCUGAUGAAGACCAAGAAAUCGAGGAACAGAGAGGACGAUGUGGUCACGAGAGAGAUCAGUGUCAUGAGAAAGAAGAGCAUCGUUUUGAGGCCUGUUGUGGUCGAGUCACCGGCUCAGAGCCGACUGAUCGCCCAGAAGAGGAUCAUAGAUGAUCAGAGAGCCAAAUUGGCGGAGCAGAGAAGGAUCAUCGAGGAGCUGAAGUUGAAGGAGGCACAGAAGGAGAUUUACAAGGCCGAGAGAGAGACAGUCGACAUAGCUAAGGAGACGCUGACCCUCUGCGGGAAGAUGACCAGAAGGACGUUGAUCCAGUUGAUGCAACAGGCUGGUUACAGGGACGAAAGCCUGAUGGUGUCUCACAAAGCGCCGGAUCCGCCCAAGUUCUUGUGGAGGAUGGAAGCUCGUGCGAAGGCCAGGCGAGAGAGGAUAAAACUGGCGGAGGAGACCCGCAGGAUGAAGCUCGAGGAACAGAAGAAGCGAGAGGAGGCUGCUCUAUUGGAGGAGGAGCAGACGAAGAGGAGAUUGCAGCAAGAGGCUGCAGCUGAGGCAAGGAGACUCCGACGAGAACAGGAGCAGAACAGACUCAGAGAGAUUGAGAGACAAAAGAGACUGAACAAUGUCGCGGACCAGUUUCAUCGCAGGUACCUACUGCGCCGGUAUCUGAUCGACCCGCUGUCCACCCUCGUCGAGCAGAAGAAGAGCAACGCGAAGAAGGCGGACGAUUGGUACAGGUGCAACCUGGUCAGGAGGAUGUUCGUGCUCUGGAAAACGGAGACCGAGACGGUGUGUGAAACGAGGAUCGCGAUCGCAGAGUCCUUCUACCACAGGAGCUUGAUGAUUAGUGCGUUCGGGGAAUGGAAGCGGAUGGCGAAGGAGGUGAAUUCGAAGCACCAGGUCGCCGUGGACUUCUGCGACAUGAAGAUGUUGGAUAGGUACUUCGGUUCAUGGCGGACAGUGAUUUUGGAACUGAAAGCAGAACAUAAACGCAAUGAGGAGUUAGCUGACGGUUGUUAUGAACAGAAGUUGAAGGCGAGACACUUCUCCAUGUGGAGGAAGUAUCUCACGAUCGCCGUGGAUAUUGCAGAAAGCGAGAAAAGAAAAGAAGAGUUGAGACAGUUGGUGCAAAUAGUGAUACCUGAUUUUGAUCCCAGACUGAGGGGCGUAGCGUUAGAAGACUGAAGUUACAAUGGUAAAGUUUAAACAGAUACGAAAAUUUGUGACUCUUCCUCUUUCCUUUCUCGUUUUCGCGCUUAAAUGUACCAUACACAAUCGAUUGAUACAAUUUAUUGCGAUGAUCGUACAAUGGCCGCUUUAUCACAGUUACAAUAGAUAUAUAAAUAAUGUGCACAAUAGUGAAAUAAAAGUUAAGUGGUACGCCAACUGAGAUCAGCCGUUUCGUAUUAUAAUGUUGUUACGGAGCAACGGCUUUGGCAUGAAUUGUUUUUAGCUAUUAGAACGAAAGAUUCCAAAUGAGCGUUAAAGGAUGUCGAUAGAGAAAAGUGUGCUUGAACUAAUUAUUGGAGUAUAUGUUAUGAUUCACAUACCGCCCAAGCGCCCGACGUUUCAGCCUCAUUGUUCGAUAUUAACUUUCAACGUCCUCCGCGUAACGCAAAGCAUCAUCCACCAAGUAAGAACUAAAUUUAAUAAUCUAGCCUAAAUUAAAUAUCUAAGUUUUGCAGCAAAACAA